This is a messenger RNA of [Candida] anglica, 627 nucleotides long. The record is from the annotation of a GenBank genome assembly. NCBI's taxonomy places the organism in Eukaryota, Fungi, Ascomycota, Pichiomycetes, Serinales, Debaryomycetaceae.
AUGAGUUUCUUCAAAGCUUUCAAGCUGUCCUACACACCAUUGUCACAAGAGGAUGGUGCCCCCUUACCACCCCCAGCAACAGCAUCUACUAGCCCAAACUCAUUCAAAACCAAAUUGGCAAAACUUAACCCUUUCAGAAACAGCUCUGUCUACCUUGAAGAUGAAGAAAACUACGUCACUUCCGAGCCAGGAAUGUUUGAACUCUCUAGAUGGGAUAGAAUGCUCAUUUUCGCCUUGACAUUUGCUGGAUCAAUGUGUUGUUAUUUGAUUUGCAUCUUUUUAUUCCCGGUCCUUUCAUUGAAACCAAGAAAGUUUGCCCUUUUAUGGUCUCUUGGAUCAAUUUUCUUCUUGGUAAGUUUUGGGGUUUUACAAGGGUUCCAGGCUUAUAUGUUACAUCUUUUCCUGUCAACCCGAAUUAUAUUCACAGUGGUGUUCGCUACUAGUAUCAUUAUGACUUUGAUCAGUAGUUUAUCCUUGCACAGUGCGCUUUUAUCGAUUAUAUUUGCUAUCAUUCAACUUAUCAGUGCUUUAUGGUAUACUGUCAGUUACUUCCCCAUGGGGACCCAGACUCUCAAUCUUGCUAGUUCGGUUGCCAGAAGUCAAGUUGACGGUUGGAUAAAUUCUUAA